CUGCUGCUGACUCAUCCCAUCACCGAGCACUUUUUGUUCUCGGACUAUCUUUUCGACCACUUCUAGCCCAUCCUAAGUGUUCGAGAUCGACAAGCCUGAACACUCAAGGCUCAUUUUAAUAAGGCCCGCUGUGGUUGGAUGCUCAACCAUGCUCGAAGGGGUCUGAUUUAAUGCUGCGCAGCCGCGAAAGCUCGGAGGCUGCCCACAAUAACAAAAUGCCUAAUACAUGCGAGGUUUGCGCCUCGGAACCCUCCAAAUACCGAUGUCCGACAUGUGGGCUUAUGAGUUGCUCGCUCGUCUGCACACAGUCCCAUAAGAUAUAUUGUGCCGCCAAAGCACCGUCGCUAAAGGCAUCCAAUGAAGUGAAUGAUGAAAUUCAACACCAUCCUGAAAACGCCGAUGGGCCUCCUGGUGGAACUACGCAUGAAACAUCGAAUGGCGUCGACCCGCGUACUUUAGGGUCUUCCCCGCAACUUAAGGAACUAUUCGAGUGCUAUCCUGCGCUACGUGACCAGCUGCAAGAUAUCUAUAAGGCUACCCUUGAGGAGGAAUGGAUUGAGACCCAAAUGCAGGGGGGCCGACGACCCUUUGGAAGGGGUAAAGGAGCUCCGCGCAGUCGAGGGCCUUGGACCCGUGAAAAGGGCUUUAACAGAGGCUUGGGAAAGGUCAGAAAACUGAGAGAGAUGUGCGAAGAAGGCUCGGAGGUUGGGAAAAAUGCCGAAGGCUAUAUGCGAUUCAUGGCCUUGGUUAAUGGGGAGCGUCUCCCACAGGAAACUCUAUGACGGAAUAUUAUUUUAAUGGCUUCCUCAUUUUCCUUUCCUCGUCGAGUCAUAGUCGCGUGCAUGGAACGUCGGUUCUUUCACAUACACGUGUUUUUUAACCACCUUCGACCUCAGAGGACUGUGCCGAGGCUGGACGUCACGUUUCCGGGUUGGUGGAAGGCAAACGGGAACGACCCUAGGACAGGAUUAUGAAUAGACGUCUCCUCACGUCGGCGGUUCCCUGAGCAGAGGUGAACAUAUGCGUGACCGAUUUGAUCAAUGUAUAUUAGGUCUUACUAUUACGAAGGAGGAGAAACUCUACACGAGAAAAUUAGUUUGGGAGUUUGG
Aspergillus alliaceus is the source of this 1109-nucleotide messenger RNA. RefSeq names its product zinc finger HIT domain-containing protein. Gene Ontology annotation, cellular component: pre-snoRNP complex; nucleus. Gene Ontology annotation, biological process: box C/D snoRNP assembly; snoRNA localization; maturation of LSU-rRNA from tricistronic rRNA transcript (SSU-rRNA, 5.8S rRNA, LSU-rRNA). The transcript is spliced from 2 exons. The coding region runs from base 171 to 782 and encodes 203 amino acids. NCBI's taxonomy places the organism in Eukaryota, Fungi, Ascomycota, Eurotiomycetes, Eurotiales, Aspergillaceae. The record is from RefSeq and is a predicted model, not a curated record.